Effrenium voratum is the source of this 1868-nucleotide messenger RNA. The record is from the annotation of a GenBank genome assembly. Lineage: Eukaryota; Dinophyceae; Suessiales; Symbiodiniaceae.
GAUUUGUGCAGGUUGCAAACUUCGCUCUUGUGAUGGCAGAACUGUGGCUGGGCUCUCUUCUCUGAGCCCAUGCCUCGCAAGACCAGCAGCAAGGACAAAGUUCAGCCCGAUGCUGGGCUGUUCGCGCUGCUGUUGAACACCACCACAAAGGAUGAGGGCGAAGAGUUCCUGGACUAUGCGUAUCCCUCGGAGCAUCCGGACCUGAAGGCCAUUCUGCCGAUGAAGGGUGUCCUCCUGGCCAGCUGCGGGGUCAUGAAGGCGGCGGUUGGUCAAGAGGUGAACUUUUUGCUCUUCAGGAGCCUCACUGGGCAGGAGUACAAGGUCUCCAUGAAGCGCUUGGAGCGCUGGAUCUUGUGCAUCGUGCUGCCAGCUGCCACCACGGACGCCUGCGCGCGGCAGCUCGUAGACGAGGCCUUGGCGCUAGUUCUGCUGCGCUUUGGCCGGCUGCAGAGUGCGGACUUCAGGCAGCUGGAGCCCAUCUUCAAGGCGAUGUCCUCCGUGUUGGCCAGCCACUCCCUGUAUUCGUGCUCGGGCCAGCUGCAGUGGCACCCGCUGGCAGAGGACUGGAAACAGGUGGUGGAAGUCCACAUCUCCAAGUGGGAGCAGGGAUGGCAGGAGUCCGCGCCCAGCCCGGCGCUGGCGGUGCCGCAGGGCUUUGCGCUGCUGCUGGAGCAGCAGGUCAUGGCCACCAGCUUGAACGACGAGGCCUUCUCCGCCUGUGCGCGGCUGCUUGCCUUGGAGGGCGAAGCAAAGCCAGCCAGCGAUGAUUUGGAUGUGAGGUGUCACUCGCUCUUCCUGACGCUUUCGCCAGGAGGAAUGGAGCCUUUGCCCUCGCACCAGUACAGCCUCUUGCAGAGAGGCCCAUGGCUGUUCUUCGUCCUUUGGAACAUGUCCGACACAGUUGGAACUUCUCAGACACCGCGGGUAGCAGCAGACCCCUUUGGCAUCGACAUUUCCCUAGAGCUCCUCACAACUCUUCCGCUGCCGCCGGGGCAUACUGCUGCGGAGCGCCAGCCAGGUUUGUCUCCGAGCUUCAACCCUCCAUCCAGGUCAGGCCACGACAAAAGGAGGAGUAGCUUUGGCCUGCCGUGCCUCUUCAAGACUCGGACAAAGUCCGCCGAGCAUCUUGACGACAAGGAGGUAGAGAAGGUGUGCCGCCCGCAGAACUUCUGCCACGCGCUGGAACUUCGGGGCGAAGACCCGAGGCCUCCCGGCAGCUUCUCAACUUUGCAGGAGCCCCGCCGAAUCUCGGGCGCCAGCAUACCUCAGGGCGUGCGAUGUCCAGUUCUUGGACAGCGACUUCAGAGCCAGAGGCCCUCUGAGUGGGGAUCGGCGGAGCUGGCCGACUUUCCAAUGGCCGACUUGGACUGGCUUUGGCGCUGCUAUGCGGCAAGGAGGGCUGCCUGGCGAGAGGGGCCUGGAGCAGUGAAGAGGCACAUCCUCGUGGACAUUCUUCGCGGGGAUCAUGCUCUUGACAAGCUCUGGAAGGAAUGCCUUGAAGGCUCGGAUCUGGGCAAAGACUUGGAGCAAGAGGUUCGGGGCAAGAAGACCGAGGCAACCUUGCUGGGAAGUGGAGAACCUUGGCGGUUCCAGGAUGGGGCGCCCUACCGCACAUCAGAUCUGACUGCGCUGGUCAGCGUAGGUGUCUUGCAGCACCUCCGUGGCAAACGGGCCUGGCUUUGUGGCACAGUUUGCGGCUCGGUGGCGCCGGCUGCAGCGAGGUGGGACUUUGAGACACUGGACAAGAUCUUGGUGCUUCGCCUGCCGUCAUGGGCACGCCAGGGCAUCGAGUGUUCCUCGCAGCGGAAGAACCGUAGCCAUGCCAAAGUGCAUCGCUGAGGAACAUUGGACGUGCUUCGCAAAAUGAC